CGCCCUUCUUAUUUGAUUCCUCUUCAGGUUGAUGGCGGCGUUUGGAGGAUGAUGCGAGCUUUAACCAAAUCAUCUGAAGGUUUCUUUGCAUUAUGGAAAGGCACUCUAACUUCAUGUAUUUUCGAUAUCGCCUUUUCAACAUUGCAACCAUUAGCAUUAUCAAGUCUAUCAGCGAUAUUCUUGCCUUCAAACACCCUAUCAUUCUUACCAAUCCAUCAAUUACCACACCCAUUUAAGCCCCUCUCUGUUCACGUUCUAGCGCAUACAUUAACCUCAAUUGCACUCUCACCACUUGAUUUGGUACGGACGCGAAUGAUAGUACAAGCCACAUCAACCACUAGUUCUAACGUCUCUAGACGAGCAUAUAGCGGUCCAAUUGAUGCACUUCGUAAGAUAUCAAGUCAAGAAGGUGGUUGGCAAUCCAUGUGGACUCAUCCAAACCUAUUAUUCCCAACAAUCGUAGAAUCAUCAUUGAAGUCAUUAUUACAACUCUGUGGUCCACUAAUUAUUGAAAGAUUAUUGGGUGUAUCAAUCGAUAGCCGUCCAGCUACAUACGCGAUCUGUGAAUUACUAUGGUCAAUCGGUUCAAUGACUCUCAGCUUACCACUUGAAACUGUGAGAAGACGUUUACAAAUACAGGAUAGGUCAUUAGUUAAAAUGCCACAAGCUGGUAAAUUCACUCCAUGCGUAGAGACACGUCCAAUACCUUCUGCUGGUAUCGUUGAAACUAUCUAUAGGAUAGUGACUGAAGAAACAUCUGAAUCAACUGAUAGUAGAUGGGCAGGUUUCAAAUCAUUAUUUAGAGGUUUCACUAUGGGUACCAGUGCAAGUUCCCUCGUAUUCAUCCUAGGUAUGUUUGGUGGCGUGGAUGCUGCUGAAGGUUGGACGGAAAUCUAG
Molecule: messenger RNA, 897 nt
Organism: Wallemia mellicola CBS 633.66
Lineage: Eukaryota; Fungi; Basidiomycota; Wallemiomycetes; Wallemiales; Wallemiaceae
Product: mitochondrial carrier
Exons: 2
Source: RefSeq, a predicted model, not a curated record